AAUGUUUCAUAAAAACAUUCUGGUUUCUAACAGGUGCAGUAAAACAUUCUGCAUCUGCAGCAGGUUUUAAUUCCAGAUUUGGAUCAGAAACGUCCCGGAUGUUAAUCGAUCAGUCUCAUUUCCGCUGAUCGGCCCCCCCGACACCAAACCGGGCUCGGUUCCGGUUCAGUUACCGUUACGGUGUGAUAAUCUGGUUGCCUUGACAACGGGCCUGAACCCAUCCUCAAAGCGUUUCUGCAGGUAAACUUUGUGCAGAGAAUCUGCAGCAGGAAGCCGGUUCUGGUUCCGGUUCUGUGGCCGCAGCAGCAGGUCGGGCCGAGCCAGUGGAGCAGAUAACAGCCGGUUACAGAUUAACAGAAAUGAUCCGAGCUCUGCAGGAACAGCUGCGGCUCUCAGAUGUUUGUUUCAGACUCAGAGAUGGGAAGAACCGAACUGACGUCCUGCCUGCUGGUUCUGGUUCUGGUUCUGGUCGGAGCCGCGGCGGCCCAGACAGGCCAGGCCAGCCCGUCGCAGCGGCUGCUGCCCCAGUGGCUGACGGGGAUCGUCGCCGUCUGCGGCUUCCUCAUCCUCACCUUCAUCGCUGCGCUGGUGAAGAAGGUCUGGUGCGAGUCCAGCAGCAGAAACAGUCUCGUCGACGCCACCUUCGCUGAGACCAACCCGUAUGAGACCCACCUGGACGGCCUGAGGCCGAGGAGCAGCCUGGAGUCGGAGAAGGGGAAGUACGAGACGCGGCUGGACCUGGCCAGGUCCAGAGACGGCAGCAACGUCUACGACAACGUCAUCGCCGCCGAGGAGAAAUCUACGGCCAUGUGAGCGGCCGGCAGGCGUCCCGUUGGCUCAGAGUUCAAUCACGUGACCCAAGAGACCAGUAACCCAUAGCAACCAGAUCCCUGUUCCUUCCUGUCCAGAUCAAUCAGUUAUCCGAGCUGUUAAUGAUUCAGUGAAAACAUGAUGAACGUUUGUAAUAAACUCUGAUCCGAC
Molecule: messenger RNA, 981 nt
Organism: Poecilia reticulata (guppy)
Lineage: Eukaryota; Metazoa; Chordata; Actinopteri; Cyprinodontiformes; Poeciliidae
Source: RefSeq, a predicted model, not a curated record